AUGGAAGAGUGGUUAGGACACACCAAUGGAGAACUGUGGCAAAGCCCAAACUUGUUCUACUUUGAAGAGUACCCUUCUCCUCUCGAAGUGCUGUCUGAGCUGCCUUCAAACCCCCUGCAGGGCCCGCCACUGCCCCCUAAAGGCAACAGGGAGGCUCAGCGCGAGAAGACUCAAGCAGACGUAGGGCUGCCACUGCAAAGGGAAGAUUCUGCUCAGAGCGAGGAUUGGACAACAAAGUCACAUGAUCGCUGGUUGAUGGAGCGUCUACAAGCACUCCAGCAGCACCCCGUCCCAUACUCACACGAGUCUCAGGACACGUAUGUCACACUGAGCCACAACAACAACAGUGAGGACGGACAAGACGGGGUCCCAGUGGAGAAUGUCCCUCUUGAGGUUCUGUUCACUUCAAGGAAACAGUCAGAAUCUCACUCGGACUUAGGUUCUGGGUCGGGCCAGCUGUCAUCCCUGUCCAGUUUUGAGUACUCAAAUCAGGACUGGGCUCACAAACCACCUGGAUACACCUACAUGGCAGUGGCCGACUCUGGAGUAUCCAUGGACUACAGUCCCAUGAACCGGCUGGAGGACAUGGGGAGAGUACCUGUAUUUACUCAUGAGUAUAAGAACGACAUGGUUUUGAGGAAGGCCUUUCUGACCAGACAACAUUCUGUCCAUGAUAACUUCUGA
This is a messenger RNA of Knipowitschia caucasica, 684 nucleotides long. Lineage: Eukaryota; Metazoa; Chordata; Actinopteri; Gobiiformes; Gobiidae. The record is from the annotation of a GenBank genome assembly.